AUGUCCAACACUUCGACACCCCCCGUCUUUGCCAACACCAUUCUGGUGCCACACGAGGCAGGCCAGGCUCCUACUCUACAGACCGUCGGGGCCACGGACCAGGCGCGUAAGAAGCGGCCCCAUUUCAAAAGUCGGCGAGGGUGCGUGGCAUGCAAGCGCCGGAAGGUCAAGUGUGAUGAGCGCCUUCCGUGCUCCAGCUGCGUUAAGCGCAACAUCCAAUGUUUACCGCCGUCCCAUCUUUAUAUCCUUGGCCCAAGACUCUCAACGCACAGCGCCCAUUUCGAGAUAGAUAUGAAUCCCCAUAUCAGCCUCUUGCACCUCGAGUUAUUCCAUCACUGGGAUAAGGAAACUCGUUCAACGCUCGCGUUUCCCCAAGUCUGGCCCGUCGUCAUGCAACGGGCCUUCCAUGAAGGGUUUAUCAUGUCUGCCAUCUUAUGUGUCGCCGCUAUGCAUCUCACAACACUCUGUCCAGAUAGCACCAAAUACUUGCACGCUUCGAUGCAGCUGAUGGACAAGGCGGUUCGACUAUUUCGCAAGAACCUAUCGCACCCCUUCACAAGAGAUAACUGCGAGGCGCUGAUGGGAACAGCACUUCUCAUCAACUACAUAUCCUGGUUUGACCUCGGCUUUCUCGAUGGUAUGAAAACCGCCGGCUCCGCGGCCAGGCUCGAUCUCGCCCAGGACCAGUUAUUCUUCCUCAGUCCAGGUAUCUUUCAGCUGUGGUUUCAGGCCAUGCCUAUCUUCAUCGACGAGGGAAGCGUCUUCACCCAACUGACUCGUCAACAUCCGAGGCUAAACAUUGAAGAAGCUCUAGUCAGAAGAGGUGAAAACCCAGCCCGCUUCGUGGAGCCUUUUAUGAGAAUCUGGUAUGAUCCACGCUAUCAGACUUCAGGUUACACAGCUAUUGAAGCGGCAGCUGGAUCUGUAUCCUACGCUCGGCGUCUUCUUCUUGGGUUGGAGACAGAACUGUCAUGUCGUAAGCCCUUACCAUCCACAGCAGCAGUGUCGAAAGGACAUGAUGAAAAGAAAAAAACUGGUCCACCUUAG
This is a messenger RNA of Fusarium keratoplasticum, 1047 nucleotides long. RefSeq names its product putative C6 transcription factor. The record is from RefSeq and is a predicted model, not a curated record. Gene Ontology annotation, molecular function: zinc ion binding; DNA-binding transcription activator activity, RNA polymerase II-specific. Bases 1 to 1047 code for a protein of 348 amino acids. Gene Ontology annotation, biological process: regulation of transcription by RNA polymerase II. The transcript has 3 exons. NCBI's taxonomy places the organism in Eukaryota, Fungi, Ascomycota, Sordariomycetes, Hypocreales, Nectriaceae.